GCGCGCAGGCGCAGUGGCCGGGCGGAGACUCGGCAGCCGCAGCCUUGUACGUUUCCUCUCCUUCUUCGAAAAGGUUGGGAGAAGUUCGCCGCCUGGCUGGUUUCAGUUAAAAAUAAAACCCAGGUUGCCGGCCUUGCCGUACACUUGACAAAGCUGCUUGUCCCCUCGCAAGCUGAAGUGAUGGCUCUCCCCUUCCGAAAAGACUUGGACAAAUACAAGGACCUCGAUGAGGAUGAAAUCCUGGGCAAGUUAUCGGAAGAAGAGUUGAAACAACUGGAAACCGUCCUGGAUGAUCUCGAUCCAGAGAAUGCACUGUUGCCCGCAGGGUUCCGGCAAAAGGACCAGACUUCCAAAAAGCCCUCCGGUGCUUUCGACAGGGAGAAACUCCUUUCGUAUCUGGAGAAGCAAGCGCUGGAGCAUAAAGACGUUGAAGAUUUUGUCCCGUUCACGGGAGAAAAGAAAGGGAAAGUAUUUAUUCCAAAGCCAAAGCCAGUACAGUCUUACACGGAAGAAAAAGUGAGUCUUGAUCCUGAGCUGGAGGAAGCAUUGACAAGUGCUACAGACACUGAACUAUGUGACAUUGCAGCUAUCCUGGGAAUGCACAACUUGAUAAGUAACUCUCAGUUUUGUGAUAUUGUGGGAAGUAGCAACGGUGUCGCCAAUGAAAGUUUCUCAAAUGUGGUCAAAGGUGAAAAGAUCAUGCCCAUCUUCAAUGAGCCACCAAACCCCACAAACGUAGAGGAGAGUUUGCAAAGGAUUAAAGACAAUGAUUCGCGCCUUGUUGAAGUCAACUUGAACAACAUAAAGAACAUCCCCAUUCCAACACUGAAAGAAUUUGCCAAGGCAUUGGAAAGAAAUACUUACGUGAAGAGCUUCAGCCUUGCGGCUACUCGGAGCAAUGACCCUGUUGCUGUUGCUUUUGCCGACAUGUUGAGGGUGAACAAAACACUGAAGAGUCUAAACAUUGAAUCCAACUUCAUCACCGGUGUGGGCAUAUUGGCAUUGGUCGAAGCACUCAAGGAGAACGAAACCCUGACUGAAAUAAAGAUCGAUAACCAGAGGCAGCAGUUGGGGACCCCUGUAGAAACGGAGAUUGUGAAGAUGCUUGAGGAGAACACAAAGAUUCUCAAGUUCGGAUAUCACUUCACUCAGCAGGGACCGCGAGCCAGAGCAGCGGAUGCAAUUACGAAAAACAACGAUUUGGUCUGGCGUAUAGGAGUAAAAAUGUCAUCAAAUACCCUUUCAUCUCUUCAGCCCUGAAGCUUCUGAGACAGUUCGCAAAAGAAGAGUGGAAGGAGACCAUCAAUAAACCUUCGCGA
Molecule: messenger RNA, 1319 nt
Organism: Podarcis raffonei (Aeolian wall lizard)
Lineage: Eukaryota; Metazoa; Chordata; Lepidosauria; Squamata; Lacertidae
Product: tropomodulin-3
Exons: 11
Coding region: 181-1260 (359 amino acids)
Biological process (GO): pointed-end actin filament capping; myofibril assembly; muscle contraction
Cellular component (GO): striated muscle thin filament; myofibril
Molecular function (GO): tropomyosin binding
Source: RefSeq, a predicted model, not a curated record